AGCAAAACCAGCCGGCGAGUGCCCAACGCCCCAGCGGCAGUCCGUUUCACUCCCGUUCGAUGGCGGCCUAGUAAGCUGCACGGAUUGAUGUUGUAGUGCCAUCUGUAAUGAAUCGCCUUGUUGCAAAUAGACUGGGCAAUGGUCUUUCAGGCAACCACAGGCAGCACAAACACUUCACAGCCAAGUUGGUUUCACUGAUAUGCAAAAGGAAAACGCUUCUAUGCUCACCGAAUUUGCCUGCUUGCUUCUUCUGAUGCAUUUCGAGCAAUGUUUGAUGGUGGUUACAGGGAGAAGGAGGCAAAAGACAUUGAGAUUCCAAAUAUUAAAUGGGAUGUCUUUGAGUUGAUGAUGAGAUAUGUUUAUACAAGAUCAGUUCAGGUUAAUUUGGACAUUGCUCAGGAUCUUCUACGUGCUUCUGAUCAGUAUCUUCUUGAGGGACUUAAAUGUCAAUGUGAAUAUGCAAUAGCCAAGGACAUGUCUGUGGAGAACGUCUCCUUCAUGUUUGAGUUGUCUGAGGCUUUUAAUGCUCUUUCUUUAAGAAGUGCAUGCAUUCUUUUCAUACUGCAGAACUUUGACAAACUAAAUGCCAUUCACUCCUUCUCUGAACUGAUUGAGCGCAUGUUGCCCGAGAUUCGCAGUUACUUUGUGGGAGCACUCGCUAGACCAAGUCAAGCUUAUUCGCAGCGAUAGUUUAUAGUCCUGGCAUUAGUUUUUUUGUUUCUUUUGGUCAAUUUUUUGGGGUCCAUAAGUAGAAAAGAUGUAUAGAAUUUGGUUAGCUGUUUUUUUUUGUAGUGUUAAUUAGUCCAUUACCAUAUAGCUAUUUCUGAUCAGGCAUUGUGUGUCAUCUUUGGUUGAAUGUUAAUGUCAUAGUGCUAUUCUUUCUCCAAACUGGCCUUGGGCUUACAUUACCACUCUUUUGAGUGCAUAUUUGAUCAAUUUUCAGUUUGCAUUUACUAUUUAGAUGAGUACUUGGGUUCAAAGUUGUGUGCUCCCUAGACAUUGUUGUUUGGUAACUUCUAAAGUAUUAAACACUACUCAGUAAAGUUUUAUGGUUUAC
This is a messenger RNA of Cuscuta campestris, 1057 nucleotides long. Lineage: Eukaryota; Viridiplantae; Streptophyta; Magnoliopsida; Solanales; Convolvulaceae. The record is from the annotation of a GenBank genome assembly.